CGAAAAUUGUCGAGGGAUUCGGUUUCCAAACCUCUUCAAAAAAAAUUAACAUGUGGCGGACUGCUAUUGGAUAAAGGAGUCGCUGACGUGGAAGCAUGUGGUGAACGGAAAUUUGAAUUGGAGAGGCUGUUUAGGAGAAACCACUUAUAAUAUUCCUUAGAUUCACAAAGGAAAUUCAAAGGUGUCAGCUUUACAUUAGACAGGAAAAAAAAGGGUUAAAACGUUUAAUUUUGGAAGUCCCUUGAAAUAUGACGCAAUAGAGAAAUAUUUAGAUUAAAUCGAUGCAAUAAUUAAAUUGUCCUCGUUUGGAUUGAUAAAUUUUAGAGAACGAAUUACGUUUUCUUUUCAUUCGUCUUGAAAAUUUCCCUUUGGAGAGAAUUGAGAUGAAGUGAAUCAAUUCAUGCACUAGGAGAAAUUAAAUGACAAGUCUGCCACUCUAUUCAUUCAUCCAAAAGUUGGGGAUUUCUUGUUUUGGUCUGCUUUGUUUAGUUUAUUCCUCACCAACUGAUGUUUCAGAGGCAACAGCAGCAGGGGUCCUUGGUUGCUGCAAAUUCCAAGUAUUACUCACUAGCCCAUAAGUGAACAACUGGAAAACUACAUGUAAAAAUAUGGACCUCUUUCUUUACCAAGGACACUCAUUGAAGCAACAAACUACAAACUGUAUCUCUGCAGCUUAAACUUUCUAACCCCCCAACUUUUCACAAAGAUACAAAGAUUAGAAAUGGUAAAAAAGAAAGUAAAUGAGAAAAAACACCCCUCAUGAAAUUGAGAACCAAGCAACAGCUGCAUCUAAAAGGCUAAGGAUAAAAGAAAAACACCAAAACCAAACGAGACAUUGUUCAUACUCAACUCCUUUGUUCUCCUUUCCUUUUUUUUUUUUUUUUUUUGUUUCUCUUUUCCCUUUUGAUUUUCUGGUCAUUGCAAUUACAAGCACAAAGCCUCCUACAGAUUCCAUCACAUGUGUAUGGAAAAGGGUUGUGCAUGGAGCAUUAGUUAGAGUGGGGAUGACGAUGUUCUCCGCAGCUGAUACCUCGGCUCAGGUGUCGGUGCACUUGGCAACAUCUUCUCCAGCUCCUGCAAAAUUCCACAUUUCAACACCUUGGUUGAGAUUUCUUUCAAUUGCAGAUAAUAACCAAAGAACUCAUGAAAAGAAAACCCAUAUGCAUCCAAAGCACAUUCAUGUGCUAAACAAAUGUGAAGCAUGGGGCACUGAACUGCAGACUAACAAGUCAAGAUUGCAUGUAAACAAAUGCAAAACAGUGCUCGUAUAAAAAGGGUCUUUAAACUAAUACAUAGAUCCAUGCUAGAGACAGUACUCCAUUGACCAGGUGAUGUUCUUCUAACAAUUCCUAAAUCUCGGGUUCAGAUUUGGCAAUUUGAGCUAUUCUAUGCACCUAGUAUGUGAUUUCAGCCUCUUCUUACCGAAUCAGCGUUGGCAUAUAGUUUGGCUAGGUAUAAAACACAAGCUGUGUACAACAUGUGCAUAUCAUGCUUGAGUAGGAUGGACUGUAAGAAUGACCCCGAACGCAUACCAAGAGCGAUAUAUUUCCCUAAUUAAGGCUACCAGAAACUUCCUACAGCAACAAAAACUUCAUAUAAAGUUAUAAUGCCAGAAUAAGCAGAAAAUUCAUCUAUCUACUGCGGUUACUAUUGUUGUUGCGAUGACUGUAAAAUAAGAGCAGUGCCACCUUUCUACCGUGCUUAAGAUGUUACCAGUGGUCAAAACUGCAACACUAUCAUCCAACAUCAUAACCUCAGAAAUCCAAGCACUCAGUCUCGACCAAAUUAUUAGCUCGCAACAAAACAACAUUCUCGUGCUACUUUUCUUCCUUGCUAACAAGACCGUCGAAAUCCAUUAGCUUGGAGCUAGAUACAACUGAUUCAAUCUAGUUGAAAGCAAAUGAACAACCACAGACCUUUGAUCUUUCUUAACUAUUCAUUUGGGUAAAAGACCUUGUGGACAGUCAAGGAGACAAACAAAAUGCUGAAUGCAAUAUUAGCCUUCCAAAGUAAUCAACAGACAAAGAAGAACUUUCCCUUUCUUCACUUUCCAGACUAUUGACAAAUCCUCUGCUUCACAUUCAUCAAGAAUAAUAUAUUAGAAUACCCGCACAGCGCAUGAUUGCUGCGAAGAAAUUUCCUACUCAACAAGGAACCGAUAAGGAUUUGUUCUUGAAUGACAAUUCUCUACACAGAAAGGGAAGAUGGCCUGAAUUAUAUCCUACUUAGACCAUAGUAGUAAUUCCAUAAGCAAAAAAUCAAGAUUCCAAUCAUUUUCUACAUUUUAACUCCACCAUAAACACUUGAAGCUUGUUGCCAGGUUUUCAAUUACUGUUACAGUCUUAGAGCUGAUACUAGGAAAAGGAAAAGGACAUAAGCUCAAGGGUCAUGGGAAAAAGAGUGUGCUGGAAGUUAAUAACUAGUCAGAGUAAUUUUCCUGCAACCAUUAUCGAAAUGAUUGAUGCACAUAAAAAAUUACCGGUGGACUCAAUUUCUGUCAUUUUUUUGUCUCAUGGUACUAUAGUUGUUUGUAAAGUUGAAACCUUGAAAGCCAAAGUGCACCAGUUGGGACAUACGUUUGAUGACACAAUGCUGUUACAUUGAUUUAAAUUUUCUACAAACAGUUUCAUAAACAAAAAAAAUGAGU
Linum trigynum is the source of this 2647-nucleotide messenger RNA. The record is from the annotation of a GenBank genome assembly. Lineage: Eukaryota; Viridiplantae; Streptophyta; Magnoliopsida; Malpighiales; Linaceae.